This is a messenger RNA of Meyerozyma guilliermondii ATCC 6260, 1551 nucleotides long. It is a transcript of the gene DAL7, whose product is annotated as Dal7p. Gene Ontology annotation, biological process: transmembrane transport. The transcript has a single exon. Gene Ontology annotation, molecular function: transmembrane transporter activity. The record is from RefSeq and is a predicted model, not a curated record. Bases 1 to 1551 code for a protein of 516 amino acids. NCBI's taxonomy places the organism in Eukaryota, Fungi, Ascomycota, Pichiomycetes, Serinales, Debaryomycetaceae. Gene Ontology annotation, cellular component: membrane.
AUGUCCGACUCCGAGAACGCCAUUAAUGAAAAAAACUAUGGUAUUGGCCAGGUGAUCUCGUCUGUUCACUCCAUUAGAGACGAAGUGGGGAAUAAUGUCGACAAAGUUGUUGGUUUAGAAUUUUUCGAAAAUGCCAAAGAUGUCACCGAUGAAGAAGUGGAAGCGGAAUUGCGAAAAAUUCGUUUUAAAGUCGAUAUAAGACUCAUGCCGAUCUUGUGUAUCACAUAUACGUUGCAAUUCCUUGACAAAUUGAGUUUGAACUAUGCCUCGGCGUACUCUUUCAAAGAAGAUUUGGGUCUUGUUGGUCAAAGGUAUUCUUGGGUAGCAGCCAUCUUCAAUUUCGGGUACAUGUUCUGGGCAUUUCCUUCCAAUUAUAUUAUCCAGAAAGUUCCAAUUGCAAAGUACACAGGCGCCAUGCUUGUAGUUUGGGCUAUAAUAUUGAUUGGGCACAUCGGUGCAACGAAUUAUGGUGGCAUGUUGGUUCUUCGAUUUAUACUAGGAAUGUUCGAAGCCGGCAUUUCCCCGUCUUGUAUGAUGAUCUGCGGUAUGUUUUAUUCCAGAGAAGACCAGCCUUUCCGUAUGUGCACGUUUUUGAGUUGUAAUGGAAUUGCUACAGUGGUUGGUGCCCUUCUUGGGUUUGGUCUUGGCCAUGUUAACAAUGCUUCAUUAGAAUCCUGGAAAUUGAUUUUCUUGGUCAUUGGUCUUCUCAACUUUGUGUGGGCUAUUGUAUUCUUGUUUCUUACUCCAGAUACUCCAGCUUCUGCCAAGUUUUUAAGCGAAAGAGAAAAGACGAUUCUCAUCAAGCACAUUUCCAAGAACAACCAAGGUGUCAAAGAUCAACGUUUCUUAUGGCCUCAAGCAAGAGAAGCAGCUAUGGACAUCACAGUGUACAUUUAUGGGCUUAUUGGGUUGGGUUGUGGUAUUAUUAACGGUGGAGUUUCCAACUUUCAAUCUGCUUUGAUAGCCGGUUUUGGAUUCACCGGGUUGGCUUCCACAGCUUUGCAAAUGCCUACCGGUGCCAUAGAAUUUAUUGUGGUUUUCACAUGUGGAAUCAUUGCUUUGAAAGUACCAAACACUCGUUGUAUAAUAUUCUGUGGACUUUGUGUGCCUGGCUUGGCUGGGUUGAUUGGCAUACACUUGAUUCACGACAAUAGAUGGGCGCUGGUUGGUUGUACUUGGCUCCAGUACCUCAUUGGAGGUCCUGUUAUCUUGUGCUGGAUUUUCAUCACCGCCAAUGUUGGUGGGAAUACGAAAAAAACAGUAACUACUGGUUUUUGGUUUACUCUUUACGCUUCGGGAAACAUCAUUGGUGCCAAUAUUUUUUACACCAGAGAAGCUCCUACCUAUAACAGUGCCAUGAUUGCUUUGAUUACUUGUUAUUCUACAAUGAUCGCAUUGGGCAUAGGUUAUGCUUUCCUCUUAAAGGCUAGAAAUGCCCAGAGAGAUAAAGAGCAAGGAGGGUACUCUGAAGAUAUUCGUCAAGAAGCCAUUAUCAAUGGAUUCAAGGGUAUGACUGAUUUUGAGAACAGGGGGUUCCGGUAUGCCUUAUAG